Messenger RNA from Austrofundulus limnaeus, 1007 nucleotides. Its product is annotated as FXYD domain-containing ion transport regulator 6. The record is from RefSeq and is a predicted model, not a curated record. Lineage: Eukaryota; Metazoa; Chordata; Actinopteri; Cyprinodontiformes; Rivulidae. The transcript has 10 exons. Gene Ontology annotation, biological process: regulation of sodium ion transmembrane transporter activity. Gene Ontology annotation, molecular function: sodium channel regulator activity. Gene Ontology annotation, cellular component: membrane. Bases 448 to 729 code for a protein of 93 amino acids.
UUUCAUUUAACCUGAGAGGGGGGGAACUACCCCUGAAAGCACUCCAGUGUUUACAGCCUCUCAUAACAAGUCUGCAAAAUGACUCCACAGAACAACAUGCUCCCUGUUUGUUGCUGCUUGUGUGUCUUAAACUUAGAGAAAUGAUCACAACACACUGGUCCUAAGUAUAUCACUGAACACCAGUGUGGGCAGCAGGAUAAUAAAGAAAUGAACAGAACMAGAAGGGCAUGUAGCUCUGACUUGUUACUGUGCAGCAGGGUAAUUUUUGGGAGUAGCUAACUGCAGCAGACACCCACCCAGCCACCCCCCCUCCUCGUUCAGCCUCAUUCCUCAGAAGCAGAUCUGGAAACGAGGUUUGGAUCAUUUGUAUCUCUUGGCUGAAGUGGAAACCUGAAAGUGUGGUUCUGAUCUAGACUGAUUAGUUACAAGCAGCGGACAUAGGGUACAAUGGAGCUUGUAGUUUUGGUGGCCUUCAGCUCCUGGCUGGCUCCUGCCCUCGGAUCAGCGUUUGGUAGGGAAAUGUUUGCAUCAGCAUCAGAUGACGACAAAGACUUUGACAGAGACUUUCAAUACGAUUAUGAAUCUCUGCGAAUCGGUGGCCUGGUUUUUGCCGUGGUGCUCUUCCUCAUGGGCAUUGCUCUGAUUGUCAGCCGGAAAUGUAUCUGUCCCAGGAGUGACAAGUCGAGAUCCAGAGGUCCUGAUGUUCAACCAGGGGUCCAGAGAGCUUAACAAAAACUGGCAGGGAUCUGAGGAUCAUCUGAAAAAYCCAGCCUUCACUCACUGACUCCUCCCAUUAGAUGGCAGCAAACACCGGUGUGACGGCCGAGGACGAGCUUUUCUUUCUUAAAAUUCAUUAUGUUUCUCAUCUUUUCUUCUUCCUUUUUUAUGUUUUUAUCACCAGCAAUUGUCACCAGAUAAACUUUAUAUAGCAUCAAGUGUGAUUACUUUGUAUUUUUGUGCCUUUUAAGAAAAAACCUGCUAGACAAUAAAGCAGAUUUUAGAAAACA